This is a messenger RNA of Clunio marinus, 1158 nucleotides long. NCBI's taxonomy places the organism in Eukaryota, Metazoa, Arthropoda, Insecta, Diptera, Chironomidae. The record is from the annotation of a GenBank genome assembly.
AUGAGUCGUGCAAAUCAAGAGAAGGUUUCUGCAACAAAUUCUUCUGAAUUAAACAAAAUUCAUAGUAUAAUUAAAAAUUCUUCUUUUAAAAUUUUGGAAACUUGUAUAAAAACUGGAAAUGAAUUCUUAAAACAAGCCAAGAAAUGUGAUUUAGAUCGCUUAGGAUUGGCUCCGGGACUUGCAAAAAUCGAAACAGACACGAAAGCUUUAUCUGAACUGAACAACUUCUUUAAAAAAAUAGAAAAAGUUUUCAAACUUAAUGACGAUUUCAAGAUUAUGCUAGAACUGGGGAAGAUGACAGCUACUGACAAAUCGGUUAUGGCUAAAGUGAAAAAAGUCAAGAUGAUGUAUGAAACAACUGGAGAGGAACUUAACUUAAUGAUUGAUAAUGUUCCAGCUGAUAAAAAAACUCAAGAAUGCUUGCAAAUGUUGAUAGAAAGGAAUAAAAAUGUUUCCAAUUGCUUGGAUAAUGUUCACGAGACUGUUUUAAAAAUUUGUCAAGAGUUAGGUAAAGAAAAUGUUUCUUCGAAAGCAUUAGAAGAAUCUAAGAAUGAAGCUACAGUUAAUGACGUCACUGAUACUAUUGAAAAGAUCCAACAAAGUUUCUGUGGAGGUGAAAAACAAAAUGUUCUAGAAAAGACUCCGGAAGUGACACAACAUUCAUUUCUUGAAAUGACUAACAGCACUCACAAUGCUCAAAAUACUCAAAAUGAUAUUGAAUUAGAAAACAGCGGCGUAAAUUCAAGUGAACCUUCUCCUAAAGCUUUUGUAGACAUUAAAAAUCAAGAAACAAAAAGAAAUGAAGAAGUUAAAGAAAAAGAUUUAUCAUCAUCAACAAACAGAGUAGGUGGAAAGAUUAUAGAAGUAGGAAACAGCGGAGUAAAUUUAGGCGAAUUUUCAACCAAAGCUAUUGCAGUCGUUAAAAAUCAACAAACAAAAAGAAAUGAAGAAGUUGAAGUAGAAAUUGUACCACCAUCAACAAACAGAAUACAUGGAAAGAUUAUUGAACUACGAGCAAAGCCAGCCACUUUCGAUAUACCUGGAAACAAAUCAAUGGAGAAUCUCAAUUAUAAUCAGAUCAACCCAACAUUAUCUUCAACAUUAAUUGAUGACGACAAUGAAAGGUGCAAAUAUUUAAAUGAUGAGUUGAAUUAUUGA